CUGGAAGUGCGUAUAUAAUAUAAGGCACCUUUGGGCGACAGGGAGCAUUGUUUGUUUCGGAACCAGAAGCCCGAGUUAGUAAUGUACCGCCUUUCAAACCUGCAUCGGACUUGAUUGUUUUGCAUUGACUGGAAAAAACAUCGCGUAGCUGUUAUAUAUAUAUAUAUAUAUAUAUAUAUAUAUAUAUAUAUAUAUUUUUUUUAAAUAAACCGGAGGUUUGGAAAACAAAGAGGAGGUCCCAGAAGUUUUCGAGCUUCGCCCACAUCACCUUUAUCCUCAUGGAAAUGUAGACUUAUCCUGAACAAGAAUGGUCUGGGGGUAGUUAUAUGGAGUCUGAGUUGGACCUGGGAGCAGUUUUGGGAAGGAUAAAGGUGGGAGACACAGUUGAAAAACUUUGCCUUGUUCCCUGCAUAAGAACAAGGCGGUGACUGAGCUGGACUUUUGGAAAGCAAUCUUUACUGCGCAGAUUUGUAAAAUCCGAGAUGCGCCUGUUGAGCACGUCGUGCGGAUGUAACCGCUCAGAAAUCCGAGGGAGAGCAGAGAAGUCCGGUAUGAUGCUUUUACUUUUCCUCCUCGCGGUCGUGCUGUCCUGUCACGGCUGUCCGGGCAGAUGCUUGUGCUCUUCACAAACUGUGAAAUGCCAAAACCAGGACUUGGACGAGAUUCCGCAUUUUUUACCGGCCAAUACCAAAAUUCUGUUUGUCACAGGAAACAACAUUUCCCGUAUUAGUGUGGACUCUUUCCCAACCGUCCUGGAUCAGCUAACAGAUCUCUAUCUCAGUGGGAAUGAGAUCGAGUCUGUGGAUGAAAUGGUAUUUGUCAACUUGCCAAACCUUGUGCGGCUGGACUUGAGCAACAACAACAUCCAGAAUUUCAGUGAAAGAGCUUUCUCUGAUGAUAAUAAACUGCAGAUCUUAAACCUCAGCAGGUCUUUUCACAAUCAUUCCUUCAACGAAGUGGUUGUAAGUGUCCUACAGGGUGGAAACCUCCUUGCGCUGACAGUCUUGGACUUGUCCAACAAUGACCUUGCGAUUCUUCCGGGCGACACAUUCAUCAGCCUCCCCAACCUGGUCAACCUCAGCCUGCAGAACAGCUCCAUCAUCUCCAUCCAGAACGGGACGCUGAAGGUGCCCCCGCUGCGUGACCUUGACCUGAGGGACAACAGCUUGAGGAAUCUACCAACCACCACCCGAGCAGAGUUCAGCCUCAAGCCUGGUCUCCACAUCUGGCUGGCGGGGAACCCCUGGCGCUGCGACUGUUCCAUUGAGGAUACGUUGUUUUGGCUGAAAAACUCCACUCAGGUUGGUGACACGCAGAACCUGACCUGCUCAGACCCAGACACCCUGAAACACCAGCCGCUCCUGCAGGUUGAGCCGUCACAGCUGAAAUGUGCCAUGGGCAACAUGGAGGGCGCGCUGGAGACCUCUUACGUUUUCUUGGGGCUGGUGCUCGCGCUGAUCGGCGUCAUAUUCCUGCUGGUGCUCUACCUGAACAGAAAAGGCAUCAAGCGGUGGAUGUACAACAUCCGGGAUGCUUGUAGGGACCACAUGGAGGGGUACCAUUACAGGUAUGAGAUAAACUCUGACCCGCGUUUGGCCAACCUCAGCAUCAAUUCGGAUGUGUGAUCCAGGAUGGGACGCUGUCUGGGACCCCGCAGUGAGAUAUGAAACAACUUAAACUGUCACGAUUUGCAUGAAAGUCUUCCUCCCCUUCCCCUUUUCCCCCAUGAUGCUGUUCAGAAUUGACAUCUGUUAUGACUCCUAAUCUCACAACCUCCAUUCAGCAACUGCCGCAUGUCCUUUACAAGUAUCUGGCAGCUCUGAUGUCAACUGCAUUUCCUCCGUGUUACAUUGCAUGGACAAUGAAUCCUGGCAAAGGUUUUUUUUUGUUUUUGUUUUUGGAGAGUUGCAAAGAAUGAUAUGCUCUAUUUUUACUUCUCCUAAAUGAUAAACAGAUGGAGUACAUUGACUUCUAAGUGAAAGAAUACCAGGCAAAAACACAUUGCAUCCUUCGCAUUCUUCUUCUGCUGCAGAGAAAUGUUGUACCUCUUCUUUAUAAGUUUGUUCUUUUAAUAUGUGAAUUUGUGAUAUACACUAUGCCUUUAUGUUGAAUGAUUAUAGUGCACAUUGCAUAGUUUUUGGAUUUAGUAGGUGGAUGUGAUUGCUUUUUUUUUCUGUGAAGAUAUUCAGCUAAAUAA
Molecule: messenger RNA, 2197 nt
Organism: Toxotes jaculatrix (banded archerfish)
Lineage: Eukaryota; Metazoa; Chordata; Actinopteri; Toxotidae
Gene: tpbg
Product: trophoblast glycoprotein b
Exons: 1
Coding region: 483-1625 (380 amino acids)
Biological process (GO): negative regulation of canonical Wnt signaling pathway
Cellular component (GO): plasma membrane
Molecular function (GO): protein binding
Source: RefSeq, a predicted model, not a curated record